This is a messenger RNA of Coccinella septempunctata (seven-spotted ladybird), 1897 nucleotides long. RefSeq names its product protein croquemort-like. The transcript is spliced from 8 exons. Gene Ontology annotation, cellular component: cytoplasm; membrane. The record is from RefSeq and is a predicted model, not a curated record. Bases 261 to 1727 code for a protein of 488 amino acids. Lineage: Eukaryota; Metazoa; Arthropoda; Insecta; Coleoptera; Coccinellidae. Gene Ontology annotation, molecular function: scavenger receptor activity.
GCAUAGUGUGCGCAAACGUUGAAUUCCUAGGAUAUCUCUCUCUAUUCGUUCUUCGAUUGUCAAUUAAGUUGGGUUUCGGGUUCGUGCAAUGUGUUGAUAUUGGUUAGAUUUGGGUGGUGUGAUGUUUAUUUGAUUUUCACUUGAUUUUUGAGAGAACUCGGAGAUGGAGAGUUCUUGCUGUAAAUCCUGGUAAUCAGGUAAUGAUGGCCACAACAUUUGAUAAUCGAUUAUAGACAAGCUAUAUCUCUUUUACUCUUAGAAUGUACCACAAGAACUGCAUAACGGUGUUGAGCCUCCUGUUGGUUGUAUUAGGAGCCCUUCUGAUUGCUUUGAAAAGUAAUUUCUACAACUAUGGCAUGCACACACUACUCACUUUUGAACCAGGCAGUCAAUUAUUCAACGCUUGGGUGAAAAGUCCACCGGGUGUCAACUUCGACGUUUACGUGUUCAACUGGACAAAUCCGGAAGAUUUCAAGAAUCUAUCCACCAAACCUAUACUGAAGGAAGUCGGUCCGUUCAGAUUCAGACAAGUUAUAGAAAAAGUUAAUGCCACAAUGCAUGGGAAUGAAACAAUGUCCUACUACAGACGAAGAACGUUUUAUUUCAAUAGGGAUGAAUCGGUGCAUGAUUUGGAUUUCAACCUUACGAUACCCAAUCCUGUAGCAAUGGCAUUAGCUCACAGGGCAAGAAACUGGAAUUUCUUCUCGAAAAAAGGAGUGUAUUUGGCUCUUAGUUCAUUGAUAGACGACAAUCUUCAUAUCACUAAGCCAGCUGGGGAAUUGAUAUUUACUGGUUAUGAAGAUCCUAUCUUAAGUGCAGCAGAUAAGUUUUCAUUCUUCACUGAUGCACCCCCUUCAAAAAACUUCGCCUUCUUCUACGGAAAAAAUGGUUCAGCCACCUUCGAUGGAAUAUUCAACGUCGGCAUUGGCGGCGAUCAUCCCUUGGGUCAAAUUUUCGAAUGGAACUACCAAAACGACACCGACUACUACGAGGAGAGUUGCAGCAAGUUCGAGGGUUCUGCAGGGGACUUCUUUCCUCGUUUCAAUACUGAUAAAACCUUGAAACUGUUCCAUUCUGACGUGUGUAGGACGCUUGUAGCUGAUUAUGAGGGCAAUACUACUGUUCAUGGAAUUGAAGGAUUGAAAUACGUUAUGGGUGACCACUUUCUAGAUAAUGGAACUCUCAUACCUGGAAAUGAAUGUACCUGUGGUGAGCACUGUCUUCCAUACGGGGUAGUUUAUGCUACCGCGUGCAAACAAAAGUCGCCAAAUUACCUUUCCCUGCCACAUUUCUACAAGGCGGAUCCUUAUUUCGUAGAUAAAUUAAUAGGUGUUAAGCCUGAUCCCGACAGGCAUGAUUUCCACCUGAUAUAUGAACCUACAACUGGUCUUCCUCUAGAGCUGUUACCAAGACUUCAAAUAAAUGUACUUAUGCAGCCAAUAUCCUACAUCAAUAUGUAUGAAGACAUACCAACUGUGCUCUUCCCAUUAAUCUGGUUCGAACAAACUCUUGGAAUGCCCUCCAGCAGUGCCUUCUUAGUAAAAAUAAUACUUAAUAUGAACGACAUAUGUUUAACAGUCGGAAUUUUACUCAUAACUUUGGGUAUCCUUAUUUUUUUGUUCCUCGCUUAUAAAAUACGUAACACGGACUUUUGUCCGAAUGACCAUCACAAAAACUUCCUACCAAAAGAACUAGUUCCUCUUAAGGAAAAGGAAACUCCGACAUAGUUUCUCAGUCAAUUAAGUUACCACGUGAACUGUGAAUGAAUAUGGUGAUUGAAUCAAAACGUAAAUAUUAUUUAUCGUUGUAUAUUUUGAUAUAACCUUAACUGUACAGUUUUUUACAGUAUUCUUUCUUUGUAAGUCUGAAUUUUAUUUUUAGUAAAUUAUUGUUUAAC